AAGAACAUCACUUCCUGUUUAAAAAUGGCUGCACCCUUACUAAUGUCACAUUAGACAAUAGAAGUGCUAUUUUCUCUAAUGUUGAAAACGUUUUUGAUCUUUUACGUAUUCGUUUGACCUCUUUUGCAGGGUAUACCUAAACAUGGUCCAUCUAUCAUCCUUCCUACUGAAGACGUACCAUGGAGGACACAUUGUCAUCAGAUUGGCAAUGGCUGGCCACAAACAGUCUAACAGACCUUUCUACCGCAUUGUGGCAGCUUACAACAAGCGAGCACGAGACAGUAAAUAMAUAGAACAGCUAGGCUCUUAUGACCCCCUGCCAAACAUCUACAAUGAGAAACUGGUCAGCAUCAACUCUGACAGGAUCAAGUACUGGAUGGGCUGCGGUGCACAUCCAACGAAGCCUGUGGCCAAACUUCUAGGACUGGCUGGGUUCUUCCCCCUGCAUCCCAUGACGGUGACAGAAACAGAGCGUCACAGGGCCCUGGCAGAACUAGCAGAGGAAGCAGCUCCAGAAGAUGGAGUUAAGCAGCAGGAACUCAUGAGAGCUGGAGCGUGGGGGACUGUCAAGCAUAGCAGGAUGUGGUUACUGUACAUGAAGGACAGCUAUAAAUGCCAUUCUCCUCCCAAAAGGUUAACUGUUUCCAGUGAAAGCCUUUGUUCUAUGUGAACAAUGAAUAUUCAUAAGCAGUGCUUUUCCUACAAAUUGUCUUUUUUUAUUUCACCAUUAUGAUAAGUGCUACAUAUUCACAUCUCAAAAGCAAAGACAUAUGUUGGAUGAACUUUUUGUUGUUGUGGUCAAUUAAAGUUAUAAAUUAGCA
Salvelinus sp. IW2-2015 is the source of this 821-nucleotide messenger RNA. Its product is annotated as small ribosomal subunit protein bS16m. NCBI's taxonomy places the organism in Eukaryota, Metazoa, Chordata, Actinopteri, Salmoniformes, Salmonidae. The record is from RefSeq and is a predicted model, not a curated record. Gene Ontology annotation, biological process: mitochondrial translation. Gene Ontology annotation, molecular function: structural constituent of ribosome. Gene Ontology annotation, cellular component: mitochondrial small ribosomal subunit; ribosome.